Molecule: messenger RNA, 1311 nt
Organism: Ascoidea rubescens DSM 1968
Lineage: Eukaryota; Fungi; Ascomycota; Saccharomycetes; Ascoideales; Ascoideaceae
Gene: MRF1
Product: Mrf1p
Exons: 2
Coding region: 1-1311 (436 amino acids)
Biological process (GO): translational termination
Molecular function (GO): translation release factor activity
Source: RefSeq, a predicted model, not a curated record
AUGAUCAGAAGAGCUGUUGAAGACAGACUAAAUAUCUCUACCGAUACUCGAUUCUGGUACUCAACAAAUUCAUCUCUCUCCACACCACCAUCUUCAAAUUUGUCACCACAGCUGGAAGCUGCCGGCUUGUUGAAUGUUGAUGAAGUGAACUUAAGACUAAAUAAACUCAAUUCUUCUUUAUUCAAAAAACUUGAGUCUUACCAAAAGGAUUUGGAAAGUAUGCAAAAUAGGUUAUCCUCUGGAGAAAUACUAUCCGUCGAUGAGCAAAAACAGUUUUCCAAGUUAUCCAGUAUGAUGGAAUUGUUUCAGCGGUACCAGAAAUUACAAACUAAUAUAUUUGAAUUGAAUGAAAUGAUUCAAACUGAAACAGAUCCCGAACUCAUAUCCGAGUGCCUAAAAGAAUUAAAUGACAUUUAUCCAAAUAAUAAUUGUCUCAUAGAACUCUUGCAAAAAAAAAUUUUACCAAGUGAUCCUGAUGAUGAGAAAUUUUGCUUGAUUGAAAUUAGACCGGGUGUUGGUGGGGAAGAGGCAAUGAUUUUUGCUUCAGAUUUAUUUAACAUGUAUAUUAAUUAUGCAAAAAUCAAUAAAUUACAUUAUGAGAUAUUAUCUCAAACUUUUAAUCAAUCUAAUAAUGGUUUAAUUGAAGGUAAAAUAGUCAUUAACUCCUUAAAUUCCUACGGUUUUUUAAAAUAUGAAAGUGGAGUUCAUAGAGUUCAGAGAGUGCCAAAAACAGAAAAUAAAGGCAGAGUUCACACAUCAACUGUUGCUGUUAUAGUCUUACCAAAAGAUUCAAAUAAAAAAGUUGAAAAGAAAAAAAAAAAAAUUGAAGACCCUGAGAGCACUUUCAAACCGGGAGAAGUUAGAAUAGAUGUAAUGAGAGCAAGUGGUAAAGGUGGUCAACAUGUUAAUACAACUGAUUCAGCAGUUAGACUAACACAUUUGUCUACAGGUGUAACUGUAUCAAUCCAAGAUGAAAGAUCACAGCACAAAAACAAAGCCAAAGCAUUUCGGAUAUUAAGAGAAAGAUUAGACAACAUUUCUCAAAAAGCUGAAGAAAACAAAAAUAAAAAAGAUCGGUUGAGUUUAGUGUCGACUACUGACAGAAGUGAUAAAAUCCGUACAUAUAAUUUUUCACAACACCGAAUAACGGAUCAUAGAUGUGGAUACUCUGCAUAUAAUAUUGACGAAUUUUUGAAUGGAAAUUUAUUGGACAGUUUAAGAAGUGAAAUAAAUAAAAAAGAAAUAGAAGAUAAGAUAAACCAGUUGUUAAAAGAACUUGAAGUUGAAAAUAAUAAUAAACAAAAAGAUUAA